This is a messenger RNA of Lottia gigantea (owl limpet), 1203 nucleotides long. RefSeq lists its product as hypothetical. Gene Ontology annotation, biological process: photoreceptor cell maintenance. Gene Ontology annotation, molecular function: phosphatidylinositol binding; GTP binding; phosphatidic acid binding. The record is from RefSeq and is a predicted model, not a curated record. Lineage: Eukaryota; Metazoa; Mollusca; Gastropoda; Lottiidae. Bases 1 to 1203 code for a protein of 400 amino acids. The transcript is spliced from 12 exons.
AUGGCACAGGAUCCGAAGAAGAAAAAUAAUUUCUACAAGGUCGUACUGACAGGAGGACCAUGUGGGGGAAAAACAACUGGCCAGGCUAGACUAAGUACAUUCUUUGAAAACUUGGGAUGGAAGGUUUUCCGGUGUCCAGAAGCUGCUAUGAUAUAUCUGAGUGGAGGUGUGAAGUUUUCUGAUUUAAAUAAAGAUCAAGCCCAUCAUUUUCAAGAGAAUAUUAUUAAGACUAUGAUUCGUAUAGAAAAUACAUAUCAUGAUUUAGCUAAAACAUUAAAUCAAGAUAUUUUAUUAAUUUGUGAUAGAGGAGUGAUGGAUGGCACUGCAUAUGUAAAACGUGAAGAAUGGGAGAAGAUGAAGAAUGAUAAUGGAUGGAAUGAUAUAGAGUUACGUGAUAAUAGAUAUAAUCAGAUCAUACAUAUGGUAUCAGCCAGCAAAGGUGCUGAAGCUUUCUACACUAUUGCUGGUCAUAAAACAAGAGGAGAGGGCAUAGAAAUAGCUCGCGAACUUGAUGAAAUUACAGCUGAUGCUUGGGUUGGUCAUCCUUAUUAUGAUGUUAUUGAUAAUUCAACAGGUUUUGAAACUAAACUCACUAGAAUGAUAGCUGCUGUAUGUAACAGAAUGGGUAUUGAUGCAGAAGACAGAUUAGCACCAAACAGUAAAAAACGAAAAUUUCUCGUUUCCAGAAUCAAAGAUGGAGCCGAUUUGCCAUUUUUACAAGAAUUUCAAGUUGUCCAUGAUUAUCUUGUAACACCUAGUCGUAAAAUGCAGGCUAGAUUAAGAAGAAGAGGACAAGGAGAUCAUUGGACGUACACACAUACAAUACGUAGACCAGAGAUCAAUAAACAGAGUGUAGAAUUACGAAUGCCUAUAACAUCUAAAGAUUAUGAGAUUUUACUAGCCCAGAAAGAUGAAUGUCAUGAUACUAUAUAUAAAAAGAGACAAUGUUUUCUAUGGCAAAAUGAAUAUUUUCAUAUGGAUAUCUAUAAAGAACCAUGUCCUACAAGAUGUAAAGGAUUAAUAUUAUUAGAGACCUAUACAGCUAAAGCUGAUCGUCUGAAAUUACCUGACUUCUUAAAAAUAGAACGGGAAGUGACUGAAGAUGCAUUUUAUUCUAUGUAUAGUUUAUCAUUAAAGGAUGAAUUUCGACAUAAUAGAAAUCAUUUGAAUUCUAUCAAUUCAGUGACCUCUGAUGAUGAUUGA